Lepus europaeus (European hare) is the source of this 2552-nucleotide messenger RNA. It is a transcript of the gene ATL1, whose product is annotated as atlastin GTPase 1. NCBI's taxonomy places the organism in Eukaryota, Metazoa, Chordata, Mammalia, Lagomorpha, Leporidae. Gene Ontology annotation, biological process: protein homooligomerization; endoplasmic reticulum organization. Gene Ontology annotation, molecular function: GTPase activity; GTP binding. The transcript has 15 exons. The record is from RefSeq and is a predicted model, not a curated record. The coding region runs from base 221 to 1897 and encodes 558 amino acids.
UCCAGGGCCUAGCUCGCUCGCUCCUGCUGCGGGAGACCCGCGCAGCACGGCCCUCGGGGGGCCGACGGGCCUCCGUUAAACCGUCCCCAGAUUCGUCAGCGCCACCGCAACCUCCUCGGAGCCCCAGCGAACUCCGCCCGGCGCGGGCACCCUGCGGCCCGGAGGACACAGCGAGCGAGCGCAGUGACGGCGCCUCGCCUCCCGCAGUCCCCGGACCACCAUGGCCCAGAGCCGCAGGGACCGGAACAGUUGGGGUGGAUUUUCAGAAAAGACAAGUGAAUGGAGUUCAGAAGAGGAGGAGCCUGUGAAGAAGGCAGGACCUGUGCAGGUUCUCAUUGUCAAAGACGACCACUCCUUUGAGUUAGAUGAAGCUGCACUAAAUCGGAUCCUUCUCUCAGAGGCUGUCAGGGACAAGGAGGUCGUAGCUGUGUCUGUUGCUGGAGCAUUUAGAAAAGGCAAAUCCUUCCUGAUGGACUUCAUGUUGAGAUACAUGUACAACCAGGAAUCAGUUGAUUGGGUUGGAGAUUACAAUGAACCGCUGACUGGCUUUUCAUGGAGAGGUGGGUCUGAACGAGAGACCACAGGAAUCCAGAUAUGGAGUGAAAUUUUCCUUAUCAAUAAACUUGAUGGCAAAAAGGUUGCAGUGUUAUUGAUGGAUACUCAGGGAACCUUUGACAGUCAGUCAACUUUGAGAGAUUCUGCCACAGUAUUUGCCCUUAGCACAAUGAUCAGCUCAAUACAGGUGUAUAACCUAUCCCAGAAUGUCCAGGAGGAUGAUCUUCAACACCUCCAGCUUUUCACUGAGUAUGGCAGGCUGGCAAUGGAGGAAACAUUCCUGAAGCCAUUUCAGAGUCUGAUAUUUCUUGUUCGAGACUGGAGUUUCCCAUACGAAUUUUCAUAUGGAGCUGAUGGCGGCGCCAAAUUUCUGGAAAAACGCCUCAAGGUCUCAGGGAACCAGCAUGAAGAACUACAGAAUGUUCGAAAACACAUCCAUUCCUGUUUCACCAACAUUUCCUGUUUUCUGCUACCUCAUCCUGGCUUAAAAGUAGCUACCAAUCCAAACUUUGAUGGAAAACUCAAAGAAAUAGAUGAUGAAUUCAUCAAAAACCUGAAAAUACUGAUUCCUUGGCUACUUAGUCCCGAGAGCCUAGAUAUCAAAGAGAUCAAUGGGAAUAAAAUCACCUGUCGAGGUCUGGUGGAGUACUUCAAGGCUUACAUAAAGAUCUAUCAAGGUGAAGAAUUACCACAUCCCAAAUCCAUGUUACAGGCCACCGCAGAAGCUAACAAUUUAGCCGCUGUGGCAACUGCCAAGGACACAUACAACAAAAAAAUGGAAGAGAUUUGCGGUGGUGACAAACCAUUUCUGGCCCCUAAUGACCUGCAGACCAAACACCUGCAGCUUAAGGAAGAAUCUGUGAAGCUGUUUCGAGGAGUGAAGAAAAUGGGUGGGGAAGAAUUUAGCCGGCGUUACCUGCAACAGUUGGAAAGUGAAAUAGAUGAACUCUACAUCCAGUAUAUCAAGCACAAUGAUAGCAAAAAUAUCUUCCAUGCAGCUCGCACCCCAGCCACACUGUUUGUUGUCAUCUUUAUCACAUAUGUGAUUGCUGGUGUGACUGGAUUCAUUGGUUUGGACAUCAUAGCUAGCCUAUGCAAUAUGAUAAUGGGACUGACCCUAAUCACCCUUUGCACCUGGGCAUAUAUCCGGUACUCUGGAGAAUACCGAGAGCUGGGUGCUGUAAUAGACCAAGUGGCUGCAGCCUUGUGGGACCAGGGAAGUACAAAUGAGGCUUUAUACAAGCUUUACAGUGCAGCAGCGACCCACAGACACCUGUAUCAUCAAGCUUUUCCUGCACCAAAGUCGGAGCCUACUGAGCAGUCAGAAAAGAAAAAAAUGUAAUGCAGUUGAGAAACACAGGUGCAUGACCAACUGUCAGUUAAAUAUUCAGUUUUCUGUUUCCAUGCAGACAUUCAAAGUGCUUCCAUUAGAACAAAGUAAAAUACCAAAUGCCUCUGAAGACUACAAAAUGGUUUAGUUCUUUUACUUCCGUGUUUAAUAAGAUGUAUGUAUGCAUGGUUAUAUCAUUUUGUUAACACACAGUUUCCUGAUUUCAUCUUUAAAUAUGCUGUUAUAAUUUAAAGUAUUUGUCUAUUUAUGAUGCCAGUGUGUGUUCUGCUUGAACUUACUACAUUCUAUUACUGGGUUAUAAUUAAACCAUGCAGUGAUACUACUUCACAUUUGAAUAUGCUCAUUUAAUUUCUAUAGAAAACGUAUUAAAUUAUUUCAUAGAGCUAUUUGUUAAAGGACAGCAUCACAACUCAGCAGGCUUGAUUUAAUCUAUAUAAUCUUACACAUACCAUGAGCUCUUCAUUAUUUUUAAGAAUUUAAGAGCUUUUCAGUUGCUCUACCAGAAACUAUCGCUUUUAUAUUAUGAUUUAAGAUAUACUAUAAACCUCUUGAUCAAAAAUGCACAAAAAGUCAUUUUGUAUAUGUAUUUGAGUUUUACUGCAUUGUAUAUUUUUUCAUUUGGUACACAAAGAGAUGUAUUCUUCAU